GCACGCGUGAGCCAGCAUAGAUCAAAAAGCGAGGCUGAGCGGUCGCGCUACAGUCCUAUCAGCUGAUCCCAGCAGUUCACCAGAGUCGGCACGACCUUUGCACGCUAUGCGAUGCUGCCUGGUGCUUGCGCUGGCCAAUGCACUGCUGCCGCCGACAACACAUGUGCGCAGCAGACACUGGCUGUACGCCGAGCGCCGCGUCUGGCAGUCUCGCAAGCUCGGAUCGAUCGACGCGCUCCAACUCGCGACCGCUCCAAUUGACGACGCUGCCGCGGACGCCUGCACGAUCGCGGUGCGCGCCAUUGGUCUGAAUUACGCAGAUAUCUUCUCCGUGCUUGGUCUCUACAGCGCUGCCAACGAAGUGCUCGCGGCGGCGCCGACAAGCAGCGGCUUCGUGCCAGGGCUAGAAUUCGCGGGCGUCGUCGAGGACGCGGGCCCGGAGGCUCCGUACAAAAGCGGCGACCGCGUCUUCGGCUUCACGCGCUUCGGCGCCUACGCCGACCGCCUCACGCAGCGCGCGGCGUUCCUGAGGAAGAUCCCGGACGGCUGGUCCUUCGCCGAGGCCGCGUCAGUUAUGGUACAAGGGAUGACGGCUUACUACGGCCUCGUCGAGCUCGGUAACGCGAAAAAGGGCUCGCGCGUCCUCGUCGAAUCGGCUGCCGGUGGGGUCGGCCUGCAGACGCUCGAGAUCUGCGCAAAGCUCGGCUGCCGCGCCGCCGCGGUCGUCGGCUCGGAUGCGAAGGCGGACGUCGUGCGCGCGAGGCAUCCCGAAGUCAAGGACAUAAUCGUUCGGGAAUCCACGCCUGACGCCGCGUACCGUGCCGCGCUCGACUCAUUCGGCUUGAUCGACGUCGUCAUGGAGUCGCUGGGAGGCCCGUGGUUCGACGAGGGACUGUCGCGCCUCGCGCCUCGCGGCAGGCUGAUCCACUUUGGAGCGACGGCCGCCUACGGUGCGGCACGCGGCGGCCUGCUCAAGUGGCCGGGCCUUGUCGCGGCCUACUUGCGACGGCCACGCGUCGAUCCCGGGGAGCUGACGUCGACGAAUCGAGCGGUCUUUGGCUUCAAUUUAAUCUGGCUGACGGGUGAGGAAGAUUACUUGGCAGAGGUCCUCGACGGCAUGGCCGGCGUGCUCCUCGACCGGCCACCACUCGUCGGCCGGACCUUCGCCUUCGACGCGCUCCCCGACGCGCUCCGUCACCUGCAGAGCGGGUCCUCAACAGGAAAAGUCGUCGUUGUUGUAGAGUAGUUGUGUGUUUGACUUUACAAAA
Pelagomonas calceolata is the source of this 1268-nucleotide messenger RNA. Lineage: Eukaryota; Pelagophyceae; Pelagomonadales; Pelagomonadaceae. The record is from the annotation of a GenBank genome assembly.